AUGCUGAUAUAAAUUAUUAUUAUUGGAUGUUUCAUUAAAAUGUAUAUUACCCUUUUAUUUUUUACAUAUUCAGAAGUUAAGUUAAGUUUUAUAAAAUCUAAUUUAUAAAUAAAUUAUAUUAGCUUCUAAAUUUGAUUUUAAAGUUAAUUCUAGUAAAGAUGUUAUAUUUUGUUGAGAAAUAAAUAAAUCUUUGACGGUAACAAAUUUCGUUUUUACUAUUAAAUUUAAAAAUACUAUAGAUAAAAAGAAGUUGAGGGAAAAAAAGAAUCAAAAAUCUUUUUAUGAAAUUGAGAGAUCAUCUUUUCAAGAACAUAAUUAAAAAACUCAAAGCAAUUUAGAUAAUUUAUAUCUUUUUUAAGUUCAAGAAUUCAGAGCUCAAAAUCGAUCACCUAAAGUAAUGAUUUAUUUUUAAUACAGAAUACGGCCUAUGAGGAUUCUAAAAAAAGGUGUAUUUCUAAAGUUGAAAGAAGCGAUUAUGAUAAUUGA
This is a messenger RNA of Paramecium pentaurelia, 486 nucleotides long. The record is from the annotation of a GenBank genome assembly. NCBI's taxonomy places the organism in Eukaryota, Ciliophora, Oligohymenophorea, Peniculida, Parameciidae.